Rhagoletis zephyria (snowberry fruit fly) is the source of this 414-nucleotide messenger RNA. NCBI's taxonomy places the organism in Eukaryota, Metazoa, Arthropoda, Insecta, Diptera, Tephritidae. The record is from RefSeq and is a predicted model, not a curated record.
AUGAUGAUGCAUCAAUUGAUGGCUGAUCACACUGCAACCACGCUGAAAACAAUGCUGAAAAAUGUGACAAUGAAGGUGAAAGCCCACUGCAUCAAGUGCUGGGUUUGUCACUCAGACAGCGAUCCAAAAUGCGCCGAUCCAUUUGAUAACAACACGUUGCCCAUUAAAGACUGUCGGGAAAUUAAGCGGCAGCACUUGUUGGAACCUGAGUUUGAAUAUGACAGAUUGAAGCGACUAGAAGAUGAAAAGAGGGGCAUCAAAACGACUAGUCCCAAGUUAAUGGUCGCCACUAUGUGCCGGAAAAUUCGGCAGAAAAUUCACGGAAACUGGCGCACGAUAAGAGACUGCGCCUUCAUCGGUUCCCCCGGAGAGGGCACCGGAAAUGAGCACCAUUGUCUCUACCGAAAAGGUUAG